Messenger RNA from Schistocerca gregaria, 626 nucleotides. RefSeq lists its product as uncharacterized. Gene Ontology annotation, cellular component: cytoplasm; microtubule cytoskeleton. The transcript has 2 exons. Gene Ontology annotation, molecular function: GTP binding; GTPase activity. NCBI's taxonomy places the organism in Eukaryota, Metazoa, Arthropoda, Insecta, Orthoptera, Acrididae. The record is from RefSeq and is a predicted model, not a curated record. The coding region runs from base 56 to 607 and encodes 183 amino acids.
CGAAACAUUGUAAAGUGGACACGGGUUGACUCGAGGUCUGGUAGUGGUCGUGCAGAUGGGGAAUUCCAACGUUCACUCGCGCAUAUUGGUGUUGGGGAUUGACGGAGCGGGAAAGACGAGCUUUUUGGAGAGAUACGAAUAUGGAACGGUACAGGAUAUUUUGGUCAAGCCGACAGAGGCGUACGUGAUAAAGGACAUAAAGGUCAAGGGCAUGAAGUUGCACGUAUGGGACGUGUCUGGGAAGGAGGCCACGCGUUCUCUCUGGAAGCACUACUAUUCGUCCGAGGACAGCACAGACGCGAUCAUCUGGGUGAUUGACGGCUCGUCUUCAGAAGAGAGGAUAGAGGAGAGUCGCGCUGCCUUCAAUAUAGCCAUGUCGGACCCGGCUCUCAACGGCAUCUUGCUCUACGUCCUGGUGAACAAGAACGACCUGCCGGAGUGCCGGUCGACGGAGGUCAUCAGCGACACUUUGAAUUUAAAUGCUCAGCGGGACCGACGUGCGGUCUUCAUCAGCAGCAUAUCCGCGAAAACAGGCGCCAAUGUCAGGGAGGCUAUGGAGGAGUUGGCGAAGGGCGUCAAGGCCGCCUACAAAAACAAAAACAUUUAAAAUUUUUGGUUUUUUCUAA